Molecule: messenger RNA, 1040 nt
Organism: Ceratotherium simum simum (southern white rhinoceros)
Lineage: Eukaryota; Metazoa; Chordata; Mammalia; Perissodactyla; Rhinocerotidae
Product: olfactory receptor 5A1
Biological process (GO): G protein-coupled receptor signaling pathway
Cellular component (GO): membrane
Molecular function (GO): G protein-coupled receptor activity; olfactory receptor activity
Source: RefSeq, a predicted model, not a curated record
CUUGCAGUCCAUGGGAAACAUAUCCACAACUAAAGCCUGGAACAGCUCGUCAGUGUCCAUGUUCAUCUUCCUAGGGUUUGCAGACCAUCCAGAACUCCAGGCCCUCCUCUUUGUGACCUUCCUGGGAAUCUAUCUCCUGACCCUGGCCUGGAACCUGGCCCUCAUCUUUCUGAUCAGAAGUGACACCCGUCUGCACACACCCAUGUAUUUCUUCCUCAGCAACUUGUCCUUCGUUGACAUCUGCUACUCUUCCGCAGUGGCUCCUAAGAUGCUCACUGACUUCUUCCAGAAGCAGAAGACCAUAUCAUUCUUGGGCUGUGCUGCUCAGUUCUUUUUCUUUGUCGGCAUGGGUCUAACUGAGUGCUUUCUCCUGGCUGCUAUGGCAUACGAUCGAUACACAGCCAUCUCCAGCCCUCUGCUCUACACUGCCAUCAUGUCCCAGGGCCUCUGUACACGCAUGGUGGUUGGGGCAUAUGUUGGUGGCUUUCUGAGCUCCCUGAUCCAGGCCAGCUCAAUAUUUCAGCUCCACUUCUGUGGACCCAACAUCAUCAACCAUUUCUUCUGUGACCUCCCACCAGUCCUGGCACUUUCUUGCUCUGACAUCUUCCCCAUUCAAGUGGUGAAUUUCAUCGUAGUGCUCACUGUUGGGGGAACAUCAUUCCUCAUCCUCAUCAUCUCCUACAGUUACAUAGUGGCUGCUGUCUUGAAGAUCCACUCAGUUGAAGGCCAAGGGAAAGCCUUCAACACAUGUGCCUCACACUUGAUGGUGGUGACUCUGCUAUUUGGGACAGCCCUUUGCAUGUACCUGCGACCCAGAUCUAGCUACUCCCUUGGCAGGGACAAGGUGGUAUCUGUGUUCUAUUCUCUGGUGAUCCCCAUGCUGAACCCUCUCAUCUACAGUUUGAGGAACAAAGAGAUCAAAGAUGCCCUGUGGAAGGAGUUGGAGAAGAAAAAAGUGUUUUCCUAGUUCCUGAUUGAAAACAUAUUUCUUUAAACUGCCAGAGACAUAAAUGACCCAUGGUAUCUACCUCCACCUCUGG